GCCCUGCCCCGUGGUACUGCCUGGCCACUGAACCUGCCCUGUCCCACAGAAAAGGGUCCCUGAGUCUAGGACCCCUGGGGCAUCUGCUCCCCCUCUGCCUCUUGGGCGCCCUGGGCUCCCCCAACCUCCCUGCCUUGGUUUUCCAGCUGGAGAGCAGGCUGGCAGCAUGGGAAUGGGGUGAUGGGCAAUCAGGAGGUCUCCAGAAGUUUGGGGAAGGAUGGACAUGAAGAAGGAUGUCUGUGGGCUCUGGGUGUGGCUUGAUCCUGGCCACCUCCUGGGCUCCAUCCCAUGAACCCGGACCCACUCCAGCAGUGGGGUCUGAGCCUGCUGCCACCAGCCUAAGAAGCCACCACCCCUUUGAGGGCACCGGGCUGUGGCUCAGCCUGGGGUAGAACACCAACACAACCAUUCUCUGGCACUGAGGAUCCUGAGGCAGGAUCUGUCCCACCACUGACGGACCCUAGGACCAAUGGGAACAGCCAGGAGGGGGCCCCUGUGAUGUGUGUCACACUCCUCCCCAUACAGGCUGGGCACGGGGCAGCACUUUGUCCUGGUGUGCUCUGGGCUGGGUCUCACACAAGGCUGCAUUCGACUGGAACUGGGGGGGACAGGGCCAGCACUGUCACCUAAGCCGGGCACAGGUUAUCCCUGCUCUUGUGUAACCUGUUGCAUAAAGCUGGCGUGGGCAGGAGUGCUGCCAGCAGUGGGGGCUAUAAAGUGGGUGCAGCCUCUCCUGCCCACAUCCACUCUAGGGUGAGGAUGACAGCAGCACUGCCCAGCCUGGUUCUAGCCCUGCUCUGCCUGCUGCAGGCAAGAGCCCAGGUCCCUGUGCAGCCGGACUUGGACACCAAGAAGUUUGCAGGGGAGUGGCAUGUCACAGCCAUUGCUUCCAACUGCUCCAUCUUCCUGAAGAUGAAGGAUGGGAUGAAGUCAUCCAUGGCCAUUGUGAGCUUCACACCAGAAGAGAACCUGGCCAUGAAGUUGGUCUGGCCCCUGAUGGACAAAUGCCAAGAGUUUGAGCUGCUCUUCCAGCAGAGCGGGCAGGCGGGGCACUACAUGGUCACCUCUGGGGUCCUUAGGAGCACAAGAGAAGAGGAAUCUGAGUGUGAUGGAGACAGACUACAGCCACUAUGCUGUCCUCCACGGCGUCCAGCACAGCGAGGCAGAGCCCAGCACAGCGCUGCAACUCCUCAAUCAAUGCACCGGGGACAUCAGGGUGGAGCCCGCUCGGCAGACCCUGCGUGCCCCAGCGAAGGUGGGGAGGCCGCCACAGGCCCCGCGGGUCAGGCUGUGUCUGCGAAGGGCUGGAUUUCGGCAGGAUCCCAGCAGCUGCUCUGGGGCACGUUUCAGCCCGGUCAGAAGAACGGGUCACCGAGGGCCUUGCAACUAAAAGAACGGGGGAAAUCCCAAAUUUCAGCAGCGGUGCAACGGUUCCUGUAACUCCGUUUUGGGGCUGGCAGGCACAAGCCCCGCUCUGCCCCAGGGAUUUGUUCACCCUUGGCUGCCCUGCGGAUCCACCCCUUGCCCAAGCCAAGCCCAAGAGCGUUCCCGUAGGGCUCGGCACGGCUCCAGCGGGGUAGCGGAUGGAGGAAGCAUGGCUGUACAUCCGACAGCGCCGGCACCACUCCCCAUCCCACGGCUGAAGGCGGAGGAGCUGAGGC
Haemorhous mexicanus (house finch) is the source of this 1661-nucleotide messenger RNA. RefSeq names its product lipocalin 15 (gene LCN15). The transcript is spliced from 7 exons. NCBI's taxonomy places the organism in Eukaryota, Metazoa, Chordata, Aves, Passeriformes, Fringillidae. Bases 760 to 1440 code for a protein of 226 amino acids. The record is from RefSeq and is a predicted model, not a curated record. Gene Ontology annotation, molecular function: small molecule binding.